CUUUUAAAAAAAUCUAUGACAUUGUAUUGCGUAACAUCAGUGCUGUUAGUAAACAAAAGUCCGUUAUAUGACUCAUUUAUACAUCUUUUCAAGAUACGAAUUUGUUUAAAAUCAUUGUUGAUUUCAUUGAAUAAAAUGGAUUCCAUUUUGAAAAAAUCUAAAAAACUCAUCGAUUCUGUUGUCACUUUACCAGCAAACAAAAAUUCUAAAAGCCGUUAUCUCAGCCUGAAUGAGGGACUUACACAGAACACUCGAAUUUGGAUUGAAGGUAAAGUUAAUCCGGCUGCAUCGAGAUUCGAAAUCAAUUUAUGGUGUGCAUCAGUGGUCAGUGAAGACCUAGUUAAAAAUGGUGAUAUCGCUAUGCAUUUUUGUGUUCAUCCAUCUGCUGGCUAUGCGUUGCUGAAUUCGAGAACAGGUAAAACUUGGGGACAAGAGGAAAGAACACCAAGAGGACGGUUACCAAGGCCGCUACUUCAAAAUCAAAAUUUUCGUUUAUGCAUCGAAGCUGAACCUAAGCAAUACCGAAUUGAUGUAAAUGAUAAUGAAUUUGUGACAUUCAUUCAUCGACAUCCAUUCGAAAGCGUUGGUCUACUAAGCUAUGAAGGUGAUUUUGAAGUCGAAAAUAUUUUUAUACAACCACCACCUGCCAUGGUAAGCCAUCCUUUAGCAGAGGAUAGUCAUAUUGUGAACGAUUUGAAAUGGCCAAAACUUCCUCUUUUAUUGCCAAUCAACUCAGGGCUUCAAAUUGGAAUGAUAUUCACCAUUGAUGGUCGUGUGACAGGUAAUCGUUUCGAUAUCAGCUUGUAUCAAGGUUCCAAUCCCUAUGAAGAUCCUAACGCAAAUGUACCAUUUCAUAUGGAAAUCUAUAUGGAUUCCAAGGCAAUUUUACGAAAUUCUUAUCAACAAAAACAAUGGUGUCAACCGGAAAAAGAAUUAACACAUUUUCCAUUUUUUGGACAUAGUGCAUUCAAUUUGCAGAUUCGAGUUGAAGGCAACCGAUAUCAAGUGAGUGUUGGUGGUCGUUACGUUUAUGAUUUUUACCAUCGAAUCAGUGCCUUGUCCACUAUCAACCAUCUGUGCAUUCAUGGUGGUGUAGAAAUUCAUUCAUUAAUUAUAACAAUACCACCUCUUCAAUGAUAAACACCCUUAAAAAAUUAAAUAUAGAUAAUCCAAA
This is a messenger RNA of Dermatophagoides pteronyssinus (European house dust mite), 1174 nucleotides long. RefSeq names its product galectin-4-like. NCBI's taxonomy places the organism in Eukaryota, Metazoa, Arthropoda, Arachnida, Sarcoptiformes, Pyroglyphidae. Gene Ontology annotation, molecular function: carbohydrate binding. The record is from RefSeq and is a predicted model, not a curated record.